AUGGCUGGAAACCAAACAAACGGAGGUGCUAACAACGGGUCCAUCAGCAUCGGAAUGAUGAACGUACCGUUAUCUGGAGCUAGAACACCGCCUGUGGACGUUGUUAAUGGCGGAGUAGGGAGGAGCAACAUCAGACCUCUCAAUCUGUUCCCUGAAACAGGUGGUCCUCAAGUCGGGGAAACAUCCACACCACCAGCAACCAUGCACUUUCUACCUAUCACUCCGGCGGUGGUAUCUGAGGGAAUCAUCCAGCUCACCACUGAUCAAUAUACUGCCUUCCCUACUCCUGCUGGAGUAGGUUCUGUGCGAGGAAUCCAGUCAGACUCACGAGAAUGCUACAACGCAGCAGUCAAGCUUGCGGAGAAAAGGUCAGUAAAUGUUCUCUACCUAUUGGAGGCACCACCUCCUCACCAGGAGGUUCUCAGAAUCGAAGAGGUACCGCACGUGGACGAACCAGAUUUGGAUCCAAGAAUCCUUGAUCAUGCCGCCGCAGCUCAAGCCGCGGAAGACACCAUUGAGGAUCAUGUUGUCCAUUUACAGGCAAUGUUCGAUAUAUUGCGUCGAUAUAAGAUGUGGCUAAACCCUCUGAAGUGCGUCUUUGGAGUUGGUUCCGGGAAAUUCCUUGGAUUCAUGGUAAACCAGCAAGGAAUAGAAGCCAACCCUGGGAAGAUCAGGGCGUUGGUGGAAAUGCCAUCACCAACUAAGCCAAAAGAGAUUUUAAAAGGAAAUAAGAAGUUCCAAUGGACUGAAAAAUGCGAGGAGGCCUUUAAAGCCUUAAAAACGCAUUUGGGGCAACCUCCAAUCUUAUCAAAGCCCAUGACCGGCGAAGUCCUAUCCAUCUAUUUAGCAGUGUCAGAAUACGCGAUUAGUUCGGUACUAAUACGCGAAGAUCAAGGACGACAAUACCCGGUGUAUUAUGUCAGUAAACGAUUACUGGGUGCUGAGACCCGCUAUCCCCAAAUGGAAAAACUGGCGUUCGCCUUGGUAAUAUCGUCGAGAAAAUUGUGA
Cannabis sativa is the source of this 1008-nucleotide messenger RNA. RefSeq lists its product as uncharacterized. Lineage: Eukaryota; Viridiplantae; Streptophyta; Magnoliopsida; Rosales; Cannabaceae. The record is from RefSeq and is a predicted model, not a curated record. The transcript has 4 exons. Bases 1 to 1008 code for a protein of 335 amino acids.